UUUGUUCUUGUUCUCUCAUCAUGGUGGCAUAGGUGGCAGGUAGUUUGUUGUGAAUGGUGAAAGCCGCGAAAACAUCGUGCCGUUGUGCGAACUUUUUUUUUUUUUCAUUCUCUAAGCUGCUGCGUUCAAUAUGCACAGAUGUUUGCGCUACCAGAGCCUCAUCGAUGUAAAGUGACACUCGUCGUACCGUAGUGUUUGGUGGCUAAAACUCCCGAUCUCUGCAAAACAACUCAUUCUGCAUCAGUGCCAGCAAAACGGAGAAUUGCAAAAAACAUGUCAGACGACGACAAGCCCGAGCUUAUGUACCCUGCCUUUCCUGUGGAAGACACUGGGGAAGAAUACGACUUGGACCUCCCUCCCACAACAGCAAAUGAAUACUUGAGAAGGGUCCAAUUAGAAGCCAGCAAUUGCCCCGAUGUUGUUGUGGCAGACUUGGACACUAGCCAGUUUCUGGCCAAGCAAACUGUAUCUUUCAGUAACUCUAAUGAUUGUCCACCACCCCCAGAGGGUUUUGCGCCUUCACGUGAAUGGCAGAGGAAACAGGUCUACAACUUCCACAUUGCUAGAGAGAAAAUCAUCAAACAAAAGGCCCUUUUGAAAAGGAGUAAGGAAAGGUGUUCUGUGAAGCUGCCCAGAUUUGAAGAGAGGGACCGAUGGAAGGCAGUCUUUUGCGGCUCUGCUGCACCAAGCAUUCAUCCUCUUGUCAGCAUUGUCACUACCAUCCCACAGCAAUCAAUAGAAGCAGUAAUCAGCUACAGUGCACGAUGGAUUGAAGAGGAAGGGUUCUGUGCUAGUAUGGGAAAGUGGCUGUAUGCCCUGCUCGCUUGUGUGGAGAAGCCACUGCACCCAGAUAUGUGCUCCAACAUCCGUGCCUUGGCACGUGCUUGUGCAUCAGCAAGGAGGAAAUUGCAAAGAUGUCAUAGGCGCACUGCAGGAGAACCCUAUACAGCCGCACACCGGAAAUAACUGCCAUAACCCACGCCAUAGACAUCCAAAGAUGACCCCAACCUUGCACCUUUGAACCUCAUCAUAUGCCUCAUCGCUUGCUACUUCAACCAGACAGACUUGGCAGACAAGUGAAGAAACAAGAAAGGCUGCAUCUAAGACGCCAACACACUAGAAACAUUGCCAACAUCCAUCAUGUUUUAAUAAUAUUCGUUUAAUAAUAAAUAUGAAUGAAAAUGUUUCUACAUUACUACAGAUCGUACAAAACCUUAAAUGUACAAUACAAUAAUAAAACACAUGCUUGGUCAUGUUUUUGCCACAAGG
This is a messenger RNA of Dermacentor albipictus, 1269 nucleotides long. RefSeq names its product Gemin 2 (gene Gem2). Gene Ontology annotation, biological process: spliceosomal complex assembly; spliceosomal snRNP assembly. NCBI's taxonomy places the organism in Eukaryota, Metazoa, Arthropoda, Arachnida, Ixodida, Ixodidae. The record is from RefSeq and is a predicted model, not a curated record. Gene Ontology annotation, cellular component: spliceosomal complex; SMN complex; nucleus.